AUGGUCCUGAAUAGCGCGAGUCCCGACCUUCUCCGAUGGCUCAUGCUGAGAAUCGCGAACCCCGCGAGGCUCGUCGUUGCAACCGCUGCUGCUGUCAUCAUGUCCAACUUUCUCUCCCUGUUAGGGUGGUCCUUUCUGCCCAAUUUCGUGACCGGCUGGACGCAGACCAUCUACUACUCCAUCACCAUACGCGCCGGCGACCCGCGCCCGCAGCCCGGCUCGGCCAAGUACAUCACGCACCGCCGCAGGAUCCACUUCCUCGUCGUGUCCCUCUACCUCCUCUACACGCUCUACGAGGCCGACCACGAGCUGCGCCGCGACGGCAGCUUCUACUCGGACCUCGGCCUGUCGACGCUCGCCCCGGAAGACCGCGAGAUCAAGUCACGCUUCCGCCGUCUCGCCGCCGUCCACCACCCCGACAAGUCCUCCGACGCCGACGGCGCCUCGCGCUUCAUCCACCUCAAGCUCGCCUCGGACACGCUCCUCAACCCGGCGGCGCGCUUCGCCUACGACCGCUUCGGCCCCGAGGUCACCCAGUGGCAGCGCCUCAACACGGUGCGCGACUACCUCGCCCGCGGCGUCCUGCAGUCGCUGCUGCCGCACUACGCCGUCGCCGCCGCCGCCCUCUACGGCCUCGGCCUCCUCGGCUACCUCGACUGGGGCCGCUACUGGCGCUGGCUCCUCCUCGCCGCCCUCUGCCUCUUCGAGCUCACCAUCGUCACGCGGCCCCUGCCGCCCGCCUUCCUGACGGCCGCCAACGCCCUGACGUCCACCCUGACCACGCGCCAGCCCUUCCUGCCCUUCCAGCUCAUCGCCCUCGCCCGCAAGGCCAGCAUCACCCUCUACAUUGCCUUUAACCAGCUCGGGCCCCUCAUCGACGUCUUGCUCACCGGCGGCCCGCCGCCGCCCGACGACGACGCCGCCGCCCAGGAGAGCCUGCACCAGGGCCUCGAGCGCCUCGACGCCCUGGCCCACGGCCUCGACCACGACGCCGCCAAGCUGCUGUCCAUGGAGAUGGUGCCGUAUGCCGGCGACGCCGAGGCCCUCGGCUCCGUCCGCGCCAAGGUCAAGGACUGGCUGGUCCAGAACACGAUCCGCGCCGACCCCAUGGUCAAGGACGCCGUGGGCAACUCCAUCCGCAGGCGCCGCACCGACGCGCCCGCCGGUGCCAAGGGAACCAGGUAA
Messenger RNA from Verticillium nonalfalfae, 1185 nucleotides. RefSeq lists its product as uncharacterized. The record is from RefSeq and is a predicted model, not a curated record. The coding region runs from base 1 to 1185 and encodes 394 amino acids. The transcript has 3 exons. Lineage: Eukaryota; Fungi; Ascomycota; Sordariomycetes; Glomerellales; Plectosphaerellaceae. Gene Ontology annotation, cellular component: endoplasmic reticulum. Gene Ontology annotation, molecular function: misfolded protein binding; protein-folding chaperone binding.